ACCACAGCUGGGUAGGCAGCAACCACGGCUGGGGCGACAGAACCCCGCUCAUGAAUUAGUCGGUAAGUGACGCGGUUUUACGACGCGUCUCUCCAACCUCGUCGCAUCCGAGUUUCGCCCCAACGAGAUCUCUGCCACGCUUGCUAUCGCAAAGCGUCCAACACGACCAUCAGAGUCGUAUCCUGUCCCCAGUGUCUUGACCGCCCCAGCCUGUACCUUGUCGUCACGAACAAAAUGGCCGACGAAGCCCGCCGCCAGAUAACGCGGGGCGCCAUCCGUGCCAUCUUCAACGAUCCCGAUGAAGCCAAUGAGCGUUUCCCAGUGCCUGUCCUCCAAUGUCUUCAGAUCAAGCUUCUCGAGAACAAGCAGGCGAACCCCGAUGCCCCCUUCCCCGAGCGGUAUCGCGUAGUCCUCAGCGACAUGGACAACUAUAUCCAGUGCAUGCUGUCUACCCAAGCGAAUCACAUCAUCCAUGACAACCUCCUGUACAAGGGCAGCAUCGUGCGAGUGCGUUCCUACUCGGCCAGCCAGCUCAAGGGCAGAAGCAUUCUUGUGCUGCUCGAUCUCGAGGUCAUCGAGUCUCUCGGUAUCUACGAGAAGCUUGGGGAGCCUACCAGUAUCGAGGCCAAAGGGGAGCCGGCCACCAGCACCACCAUCGGAGGAACCGGCUUCUACGGCGCCAAGCAGGAGCCCGAGAUGGAGCCCGAGAUGGAGCCCGAGCCCAAGCCCCAAGUACGCAACCAGAUGCCGUCCCGGGCAGCUGGCAGCGGGGCAGGCGGCGGGGGCGGCGGGGGCGGCGGUCCGGCUAGCAACCCCAACGCUGUCAUCUACCCCAUAGAGUCGCUCUCUCCCUACCAGCAUAAGUGGACCAUCAAGGCCCGCGUCUCGAGCAAAUCCGACAUCCGGACGUGGCACAAGCCCAGCGGCGAGGGCAAGCUGUUCAGCGUUAACCUGCUAGACGAGACGGGCGAGAUCAAGGCGACCGGUUUCAACAACGAGUGCGAAAAGUUCUACGACCUUCUGGAGGAGAACCAGGUCUACUACAUCUCGAGCCCUUGUCGGGUCCAGAUGGCCAAAAAACAGUUCACGAACCUGCCAAACGACUACGAAAUGACCUUCGAGGAUGGAACCCAAAUCGAAAAGGCCGAGGAUCAAAGCAAUGUUCCCCAGGUCCGCUUCAACUUCUGCAAUAUCCAGGAGCUGCAGGAGGUCGAAAAGGACGCGACGGUCGAUCUCAUCGGUGUCCUCAAGGAGGCCGCUGACAUCACCCAGAUCGUGUCCAAGAACAGCGGCAAGAAUUUUGACAAGCGUGAGCUGACCCUCGUUGACGACUCGGGCUACUCGGUCCGCAUGACCAUCUGGGGCAAGACGGCACUGGGAUUUGAUGCCAAGCCCGAGUCCGUCAUCGCGUUCAAGGGCGCCAAGGUUGGCGAUUUUGGCGGCCGCUCGCUCUCGCUGCUGUCCUCGGGCACCAUGACCCUGGACCCGGACAUCCCCGAGGCGCACCGGCUCAAGGGCUGGUACGACUCGUCCGGUAGGGACAACAGCUUUGCCACGCACAACACGGGCAGCCUGGGAGCCGCCACAGGGCGCAAGGACGAGCUCAAAACUGUCUCGCAGGUCAAGGACGAGGGCUUGGGCAUGGAAACCGACACCUACUUCAAUCUGAAGGCCACCAUCGUUUUCAUCCGCCAAGAGAACUUCUGCUAUCCGGCUUGCAUGAGCGCUACCUGCAGCAAGAAGGUUGUGGAGGAUGGUGAGAACUGGCGCUGCGAGAAGUGCCAAAUUUCCCACCCGCGCCCCGAGUACCGGUACAUCAUGAGCGUCAAUGUCAACGACCACACGGGGCAGCUGUGGGUCAGCUGUUUCGAUGAUGUCGGUCGUAUCAUCAUGGGCAAGUCGGCAGACGAGCUGAUGGCGUUGAAGGAGGAGGACGAGGAGAGUUUCACGCGAGCGUUUGAGGCUGCCAACUGCCGAAGGCUGAGCUUCAGGUGUCGGGCAAAGAUGGACACCUUUGGCGAAGUGCAACGGGUGCGCUACCAGGUCAUGAGCGCCGCCCCCAUGGACUGGAAGGGAGAGGCCGCCAGGCUCACGGAGAUGAUCAAGCAAUUCGAAAUUUGAGGCGGCGAUGUGCUGUUGCACGUUGUCCAUCCUUCCUGUAUGUACCCUGUCGGGAUCUGGACCAGACUCUGCCGUCGGCAUCAUCUUUGUAUGCUGUUGGCGUGACGGGCAGCACGGGAUUGCUCCGUUGACCUGGGCGGGCUGCUUUACGCUUGUCAUAAUGGUACUAAUAGUAAAAGCGGCGAGUGCUCGAGAAGAAAAAAAGGUUGGCUGGGUCACGCAUGGAAUAUGACACGGAAGGAAACCGAUGAAGCACGAGGGCUUCACGUCUAUUACGAGGCUGGCUAGAUGCGGUGCGCACAUGACACAAAUGAGACCUCUUGAGCUCCACAGUCUAAACAUGGCGACCUCGGGCUACUAGCUCGGGCAAUCAAUGUAUCGCUUUGCUGUGCAGGCAUUGACGCGAAAAGAGAAAGAACAAGACACUGCCUCUAUGGACGCCACGUAAUCCCAUCCUGUAUUUAAGAGGCGGGCACAAUUAGGUCUCCACCUUGGACUGGCUAGAGUGCCGUGCCUUUUUAGCACUGUCGUCACCGUUGCCAUGACUGUGCAA
This is a messenger RNA of Gaeumannomyces tritici R3-111a-1, 2674 nucleotides long. Its product is annotated as replication factor-A protein 1. Lineage: Eukaryota; Fungi; Ascomycota; Sordariomycetes; Magnaporthales; Magnaporthaceae. Gene Ontology annotation, cellular component: nucleus. Gene Ontology annotation, biological process: DNA replication; DNA repair; DNA recombination. Gene Ontology annotation, molecular function: DNA binding. The coding region runs from base 235 to 2121 and encodes 628 amino acids. The record is from RefSeq and is a predicted model, not a curated record. The transcript has 4 exons.